AUGGAAAGCAGUCUGGCUUCAAGGCAGCAAAGUCCUCCAUCACUGAUCUGGUCUAAAAGGGUAUCUGUAUUGACCUCUUCAGUAAAGGUGAAUCUUCAUGAUGAUGCUACUUUCCCCUCCACUCAGACAUGUUCUGGUCUGGUCACGUGGACUGUGUCCCAUAAACAACAUGACAUUCUGGCUCAGUGUGACCGGAUAUCCUGUCAGUCAAAGGAGGGAUUUUACAUGUCCCAUGAUCAGUACCUGAAGGGAGAUCUCUCCCUCACCAUCACUGAUGUUGAUUACACUAAGAGGACCUGGUACACCUGUGAGUGUGGUGGUGUAGACAUCUGUGCUAUGAGCCUAGGGAUAGAGGCAUUGAGUUCUUCAGUUUGGAUCAAGUCCAAUGAAAAUCUGGUGCUGGAUUUGCCCAUAUCAGAGUCAGUGAAGGUGAUGUAUAACAGCACAGGUGCAGCUGCUCCCUCUAGUGGACAGAUCUGCACAGUGGCUGGAAGCUCAUUACAAUGUAAAGAUGAAUACACCCAGAGAGCAUCUCUUAUCUCUGCUGUUGAGCUCAGAGAAACAGCACCAUCUGAUAGUGGAGUUUACACGAUCUGGGACACCAGCAAUGAAGAGGUCAUUCACACAUACACAGUUACUGUUGACGACUGUUAA
Electrophorus electricus (electric eel) is the source of this 654-nucleotide messenger RNA. The record is from RefSeq and is a predicted model, not a curated record. Lineage: Eukaryota; Metazoa; Chordata; Actinopteri; Gymnotiformes; Gymnotidae.